UUGUUGUGUAAAUGGUGAUAUCGAGGGUUACAUAUCGCACGCGUACGGGUUUAUCUCUUAUUCACGUCUGGACUCUGUAGAACACUAACUCACAAAACUCGAGAAGAAUGUAUAGUUUCAUGGAAGACUUCAUGGAUGACAAGAAGUUUUAGCAGACAUCAUGAGUGGCCAGAGAUCUGCCCCUGCAGCCAGGGAUGACAUUGCCCCUCUCCAGCAGAUGGUGGCGUCCUGCUCUGGAGCCAUCCUCACGUCACUGUUUGUCACACCUCUGGAUGUUGUGAAGAUCAGACUUCAAGCUCAGAAGAACCCCUUCCCCAAAGGUAAAUGCUUCGUCUACUGCAACGGACUGAUGGACCACAUAUGUGUGUGUGUAAAUGGAAACACAAAGGCCUGGUACAAAGCCCCCGGUCACUUCAGUGGCACCCUGGAUGCCUUCGUUAACAUUGUACGCCAUGAAGGAAUAAAGUCACUAUGGAGUGGUCUACCUCCAACCCUUGUAAUGGCAGUCCCAGCUACAGUGAUCUACUUCACAUGUUACGACCAGCUGUGUGCAGCACUCAGGGUCAGGAUGGGCACCUAUGCUGACGAGGCUCCUCUCCUGGCAGGACCCACUGCUAGAUUGGGAGCAGCAACAGUGAUCAGCCCUCUGGAGCUGAUACGCACAAAGCUGCAGUCUCAGAAACAGUCGUACAGGGAGUUGACCGCCUGCAUACGCUCAGCAGUGGCGAACAAGGGCUGGCUGUCGCUGUGGAGAGGUUUGGGACCCACGCUGCUCCGGGACGUGCCCUUCUCAGCCAUUUACUGGUACAGCUACGAAAAGGGCAAGAAGUGGCUGUGUGAACGACACAACGCCAGGGAACCCACAUUCACCAUCGCCUUCAUAUCUGGAGCAGUGUCUGGCUCAAUUGCAUCCAUCGUAACAUUACCGUUUGAUGUGGUGAAAACAAGAAGGCAGGUGGAGCUGGGAGAGCUGCAAGCAAAGAAUUUGUCAUGUAAGGUCUCAUCCAGCACCUUCAGUUUGAUGAGAAGGAUUGUGACACAGGAAGGCUUUAGCAGACUGUUAGCAGGUUUUUUCCCUAGGUUGAUCAAAGUGGCCCCAGCCUGUGCUAUUAUGAUCAGCACUUAUGAGUUUGGCAAGGCCUUUUUCCGCAAGCACAACCAAGAGAAGACAGUCAGUCUGCUACAGACCACUAACACCUGAAGGUUUUCCACUCACCUCUCUCCAACUCAAAUGACUACUGCUAGAAGAAGCUGAUUUCCCAAAUGAAAAAGAAGAAGAAAAAAAGCAGAAUGGAAAAUAAAAAAUAAACUACCUGGCCCAUUUCUGCAUCACAUAGUAAUGUUAAUUCAACUUUAUAUGAAAGCUUUUCUUUUAAAUCAUAGUAUUUAUAAUCAUACAAUAUAUUAUAUGGUUGUAUAUUUACUGCUCUACAUGCUGUGCAGUACCCACACAACUGAAAAUGUUUUGUUUUUUUCAAUUAAUCUCAUUGUAGGCAGCAUUUUAUGAGACGGCAGCCACAGAUUUGUAAAUAAUCUGUCAUUUCCCGCUUUAUUGGAUGUAUCACUGAGAUGUUGUGAAGUCCUCAGAUUAGAUGAAUUAGUAUGAAUUAGUUUAAUUUUGAAUACCAGUGUCAGUAUUUGUACCAUCAGCAAGAGAGGAGUUCCAUGUUUUUAUACUUGAACUUAAAUGAGAAUGUUCGUAGAUGUCAAAACUCCAUCAACGCUUGCAGUUCGUAGGACAUCUUUUGUUGUCGAACUGACACUUCUCAUCAUCUCAUCUCCAAAAACUCCCAUUAAGACUAAAGCAAUGAAAUUCCCAAUAUUACUAGCUGAUUUCAGAACUGAUAUGUAGUGGUAUAUGUUUUUUGUUUGUGUUUUUACCAAUCUAAACUAGAUUGUAAACUUAGUUAUGUUUAUAUUAUACUUUUUGUUUUAUUUUAAUGCAUUCCUUUCAGAUUCAGUCCAUUAUUAGUUGUGUCUAACACCUGCCUCAAAUUGCCUUAACCUAAGCAGACAAAUAAGUCUGUAUUGAGCCACAAAUGCCUAUACCACUGUGAUUAAAUUGCUUUCAAAGGUGGAUAGCUGUGGGGAGAUCAAGCCUCAUCCAGGUUAGUUUUCCAUAAACUCAUAAACAAGUGUUGCUGGAGUUGUGACCUCAAACUUGUGUUUCCUUUCUCCUUCACCUGGAACGAAAGGUGCAUUUGUGCCAGAAACCUCUAGCCUGCUUCUAAAGUAUAUGUUUGUGGGGGAAUUAAAAGUCUAAAACCAAUAAACUCUUUCUUUGGAAAUUCCA
This is a messenger RNA of Solea senegalensis (Senegalese sole), 2293 nucleotides long. RefSeq names its product solute carrier family 25 member 40 (gene slc25a40). The record is from RefSeq and is a predicted model, not a curated record. The coding region runs from base 161 to 1201 and encodes 346 amino acids. The transcript has 10 exons. Gene Ontology annotation, biological process: mitochondrial transmembrane transport. NCBI's taxonomy places the organism in Eukaryota, Metazoa, Chordata, Actinopteri, Pleuronectiformes, Soleidae.